UUGAUGGAUUCCUUUUUUUAUUUUGGGCCUGGUAGUGUAUCGCCCCAAAGCCCAUAGUAGAUUCUCGUAUCUAAGGGUUUUGACCUCGUUAAACCUUAGAACGGAGGAGAAGCACAGAGACUCUCUCCGUUUCUCUCAGAUUUGUUUUGGUUUUCUGUUUGAAUUCAGAGUAAUCAAUUGCUUUGGCUUUUCAUUUUGUAAGUGCGGAACGUUUGAGAGAUCUUGAAUUUUAGGGUUCAGAAUGGGGUCAAGGAAGCGGUCGAGAAAAACAAGACACAUGAUAGCGAUUUGGAAGACUUUGAUGAUAUGGAAAAUGAUAAUCUAAUGAUGGAAGAAGAAAUAAAUGAUGAUGAUGAUGACGACGAUGGAGGAAGAAGACGGAGAAUCAGAGGAAGAUUUAGAGAAUGAUAAAGAUGCUGAAAUGGAAGACUAUGAGAAUCUUCGUAAUCAAGAGCUGUAAUAAUAGGCUUUUCUCUUUCUGAUUGUAUGUAUCUAUGUCUCUCAAUUUAAAUAGAUUUGAUAAUUAGAUGCACAAGGACAGACACAUGAUCAUGGACAUGGUUACUGAUCCUUCGGGAAUAUAUUGAAGAAUCUCCAACGCCAUAAGGACGAAGAUCUUCUUAAAGGUCAAGCAGUGAAGAACCAAAAGGUGCAAACGAUGAUAAACUGAUGUUUCAAUCUUGCUUAAACGCUCUGUGGGACAAAACUCUUUGAGUUUUGAUUCUUGCUUCAAAAAGCAUUCAGAUUUGAUUACCUGAUCCAAAAAAAGCUUUGGAAUCGCAACUGGGAUUACAGGAGGUACUAUGGCUAUCAUGAGCGUCUCCCUGUGCUGCCUAAUCCAGUUCAAUUUGUUCUAUCUGCUUUUUCAGGCUUUGCUCGAGAAGAAUCCAUCAAUUUCUCAAUCCUUCAACGGUAAUUCUGCAAAGAAGCAUUCCAAAGAUUCUAAGAAUUCAGAUGCGGAAACUGAGGAAGAGUGGUCGCAUAUUUCUCAAAUUCAUAGAAGAACAGCUUCUUUCAGAGACAAAUCAAUUGAUAAAUGGCAGAGGAAAACAUGGGUGAUAACUGGUGCUGCUGCUAUGAAAAGCAAAUUGCAAGCUUUUAACCAGGAUAUUAGUGAACAAGUUGAUUCAUAUAUAUGGGAUCCUAGUAGAAUGACAAAGCAAAUGCAGCUAAGCAGAUUAACUGUUGGUGUAUUUGGAACUCUUGAGCAAAUUCUUGAGCAGCCAGGAAAUAGCAACUGAGAGGUAAUCCAGCCAUAAGACUUGGUUAAAAAACUCAAGAAAAACUCAUCUAAUUUCACCUAGUUUAGGCGUCCUUUAGGGUCAUGAUCUGAAUUACCCUAAAGGUCAUGAUCUGAAUUUGAGCUUAAAUCUACUGUGGGAUCAGGGUGGUGUCCGUAUUGUAUCUUCAGAUUUGAUGUCCGUUGAAUUCUUUUCUUCUAACAUGCAUGUGUGUGCUCAUAUAUAGUGCUUUGCAGAUGGAGUAUCUAUAUGGAAAAAAUAUAUUGCAACUUUUGUGCACAUGAUCUCUAUGAAUUUAACAAGACUUAAGCCAUUUAACCUCCUGAUUAGGAAGCAAACCCUGAUGGACACCCUGAACUCCUCGAUGAUUAUGAAUUUUAUCAACAGUUACUGAAGAAAUAUUUUGAGACGAUUGCCCCCUCAUCUUCUGGUUAGCCUCUUAUCCCACUUUAUAUUUUUGUUUGUGCGUACUGGGUCAUCUGACCUAAUAUAUGUGGCUAGGGUCCAUGGACAAUUUAAGUUUUAUAAUCAGCAAUUUUAAGGAUGCCGAUGAGGAUUUGUGAUGGCUACAGGGGACUUCAUUUGAAUUUGCAUCUUGAAUUUUCUUGGAUUAAUUGCUAGGCCUACCAUUUUUUUUUGAUUCUACCUUAUCUCUUGUCCUCAUAGACGGCCUUUUAUGCUUUGAAAAAAUUGCGAACUAAGAAGAGAAAGAUUGUUGAUCAGCGUGCCUACAAGAGUUGCAAGAUCAAGUGUGUAUAUACAUAUAUAGUCACUAUCUUGUUUAUUUUGUUCAUCAUUUAAACCUACUUUAUUUGAUUGAUUAUCAUCCUUUUAUCUUAAAAUUAAUGAUCUUGCAGGUGUAAUAAUGUCCAUGAGAAGAUAGUCAACUUCAUGGCUCCACGGCCCGUGGACAUUAAGUUAUUUGAAGAUUUGUUUGGACUUAAGACACAGCAGCUAACUUCUGCAGUUUUAUUAUGUAGCAGCUACUUAGUUUUAUAGCAACUAAUGAUAUUAGAGAUUCAACCGGGUUAAGAUUCAACCGGGUUAAGAUUCGAAGAAUAUCAACCUUUUUUAAAAUUUUCGCCUAACAAAUUUAAACAGUGCUUCUACUUGAGGCCCAGGGAUCACUCAGAUUAGGAAUGAAUUGGUACAAUCAUGUGGUCGUUUGAGAGUAACAUUUUCGGCACUGGAUAAUGAACAUAUGCAUUGUCCGGAGCAACUUUAAUCAAUUUUGGCAUUUAUCAUUA
This is a messenger RNA of Ricinus communis (castor bean), 2488 nucleotides long. RefSeq lists its product as uncharacterized. The record is from RefSeq and is a predicted model, not a curated record. The coding region runs from base 804 to 1241 and encodes 145 amino acids. Lineage: Eukaryota; Viridiplantae; Streptophyta; Magnoliopsida; Malpighiales; Euphorbiaceae. The transcript has 7 exons. Gene Ontology annotation, cellular component: nucleolus.